Emiliania huxleyi CCMP1516 is the source of this 738-nucleotide messenger RNA. RefSeq lists its product as hypothetical. The record is from RefSeq and is a predicted model, not a curated record. Gene Ontology annotation, biological process: ribosomal large subunit biogenesis; ribosomal large subunit export from nucleus. Bases 1 to 738 code for a protein of 245 amino acids. Gene Ontology annotation, cellular component: nucleolus. The transcript is spliced from 4 exons. Lineage: Eukaryota; Haptophyta; Isochrysidales; Noelaerhabdaceae.
AUGGACGCGACGCUCCUCGCCGACCUGAUCGAGUACCGCAAGGACCGCGACAAGGCCGUCGUCGCGGCGGCGCGCUCGCUGCUGCAGCUCUUCCGCGACCGGAUGCCGGCGCUGCUGCACAAGAAGUACCGCGGCAAGGGCUGCGACCUGGGCGAGAAGCCCGACGCGUAUGGCGCGCUGCAAGUUGCGACGGGCGUCGAGGGCGCCGAGCUGCUCUCGGCGCGCGAGGCGCGGCUGGCGGCCGCAGGCAAGCUGCGGCGGGACGAGGACGGGGGGCCGGCGGGCGAGGGCGACACGGACGACGGGCUCAAGCAGAUCCAGGAGCAGGCGGCGCGCCAGAAGGGGAUGAGCAAAGGGCAGAAGCGGCGGCUGGCGGAGCUCGCCGACGACUCGAGGCGAGGCGGCGUGAGGACGUGUCCGAUGCCGCAGUCCGCGAUCGAGGGCGAGGCCGUGGACCCGUUGGACAUCGCCGGCGUGCGGGCGCGCAAGGCGGCGACGCGCGAGGAGAAGCUGGCCUCGACGGUGGCGGGCCGCGAGGAGCGCGCCGCGUUCGGCCGGCGCAAGAAGAAGAAGACGGGCGGAAGCAGCAACCAGGAGAAGAAGAAGACCAAGAACUUCAUCAUGGCGACCAAGACGCGGCAGGUGCAAAACAAGGUGAAGCGGCGCGAGGAGCUGCAGCGCCGCGCUCGCCGGUCGAGCAAGAAGCAGUUCCGAGGUUCGGUGCGCAAGGGCCGGUAA